CACUCUCUCAACCCCGACUCUCCUCCCCGCGGAGGCACACAGCCAUGCUGCUCACCACACUCGUUUCCCUCCUCUCCCUCACCUCGCUCGUCGCCGCCUCGCCCGUGGCCCAGGCGGCUGCCCCCGCCGCCGCCGUCGAGAAGCGCGGCUUCUCCUUCAGCGCCCCCCACUACAGCCUGUACAUCAAUGACCUCAUCUCGUACGACGCCUGGCCGCUCGCCGACAAGAUCAAGCCGUACAACCGCGUCCUCCUCGCCUUUUGGGAGUCGAAGGGCGCACAGGCCGCUCCCGCCUCGUGGCAGGGCUUCACCGACGCCCAGCGCGCGGCCAUCGUCCAAAACUACCACGACAAUGGCAUUGCCAUCAUGGUCUCGGCCUUCAGUGACGACGACCACAUCGUUAGCAACAAGGCCGACCCCGUCGCCACUGCCCAGGCUAUCGGCGCCUGGGUCAAGAAGUACAAUGUCGACGGUGUCGACAUUGACUACGAGGACUUUGCUCCCCUCCAGAACGACCAGGCCAACGCGCUCAGCUGGCUCACGUCGUUCCACAAUGAGCUCGCCAACCAGCUCCCUCUGAGCCAGUACGCCAUCUCGUCGACGCCCAGUGCCUGGAUGUACGGCUCGUCGUUUGGCGGUGUCAACUCGGUCUACUGCAAGCUCCAGGGCGCUGUCGGCUCCAAGAUCUCGUGGUACAACUUCCAGCUCUACAACGGCCAGCCCGGUGCUUGGAACACGUGCGAGAACACGUACUGGAACUCGGCCAACCCCGCCUUCCUCUCGGUCAACCAGAUCUCGCAGGCCUGCGGUAUCCCCCUCAGCCAGAUCACCAUCGGCAAGCUCUGGAGCCAGUCCGACUCGGCCACCGCUGGCUCUGCCGACGAGCUCCCCAACCCCACCGACUUUGCCACCUGCCUCAACCAGUUCAAGGCCCAGAGCAACUACCCUCUCACCGGUAUCAUGGUGUGGGCUGCUCACAUGAACGACUGGUCCGGCGCCAUCAACUACCUCUCAAACACCCUUGCUGCUCUUAGCGCUGGUACGAGCAGUGCUGCCCCCUCUUCCUCCUCCUCUGCGGUCCCCUCCCCCUCUUCUAACUCCUCCUCUACAGCCCCAGCCGCCAACUCCUCUAGCUCCACCUCUGCCUCGGGCUCUGCCUCUGCCCCUGGUGCUUCCCAGUCGGGUGCUGCGUCGGGCUCGGCCGGUGCGGCCGGUGCCUCUGGUGCUGCCGGUGCCGGUGCCGCCGCCGGUGCUUCUGGCACUGGUGCGCACGCUGCUGGCGCCUCUGGCUCGGCUGCCGGUGCCGCCGCCGCCUCUGGCAAGCCCUCGGGCGCUUCCCCCAUCGCUGCCGCUAGCGGCCUCACCCUUGUCAUUGCGACUGUUGCCUGUAUCCUCCUCUUCUAA
This is a messenger RNA of Vanrija pseudolonga, 1403 nucleotides long. RefSeq lists its product as uncharacterized. Gene Ontology annotation, molecular function: hydrolase activity, hydrolyzing O-glycosyl compounds. The transcript is spliced from 7 exons. Gene Ontology annotation, biological process: carbohydrate metabolic process. The record is from RefSeq and is a predicted model, not a curated record. NCBI's taxonomy places the organism in Eukaryota, Fungi, Basidiomycota, Tremellomycetes, Trichosporonales, Trichosporonaceae. Bases 45 to 1403 code for a protein of 452 amino acids.